This is a messenger RNA of Schizosaccharomyces osmophilus, 612 nucleotides long. It is a transcript of the gene rpc25, whose product is annotated as DNA-directed RNA polymerase III complex subunit Rpc25. Gene Ontology annotation, biological process: transcription initiation at RNA polymerase III promoter; DNA-templated transcription. Gene Ontology annotation, cellular component: RNA polymerase III complex. The transcript has 4 exons. Bases 1 to 612 code for a protein of 203 amino acids. NCBI's taxonomy places the organism in Eukaryota, Fungi, Ascomycota, Schizosaccharomycetes, Schizosaccharomycetales, Schizosaccharomycetaceae. The record is from RefSeq and is a predicted model, not a curated record. Gene Ontology annotation, molecular function: DNA-directed RNA polymerase activity; DNA binding.
AUGUUCUUGUUGAGUCAAAUUUCGGAUAUUAUAAGCAUUCAUCCAUCGAAUUUCUGGAAACCCACGAAAGAAGCAUUGGCAGAGGAGGUUCAUAGAAAAUACGCAAAUAAGGUGGUUCAGGAAGUUGGACUUGCCAUUUGUGUGUAUGACUUUACGAAAAUAGGAGAAGGAAUCAUUAAAUAUGGAAAUGGGUCCUCAUUUAUGAAUGUUACUUUUCGGCUGAUAGUGUUUCGACCGUUUCGGGGAGAAGUGAUGCUAGGAAGAAUCAAAUCCUGCAGCGAAGAUGGUAUACGAGUAACGCUUGGAUUUUUUGAUGAUUUGUUUAUUCCGAAAGACAUGUUGUUUGACCCAUGUGUGUAUCGGCCAGAAGAGCGAGCUUGGGUAUGGAAACUAGAAGGCGAAGAAGGACAGCCUGGACCCGAACUGUAUUUUGAUGUCGAUGAAGAAGUUCGAUUUCAAAUUGAAUCUGAAGAGUUUGUUGAUAUUUCACCAAAGAGAAACAAGGGUGCGACUGCGGUUACUGGAUCCGAAGCAAUUGAAUCCAUGGCUCCCUAUACCAUUAUUGCUUCCUGCGCAAGAGACGGUCUUGGCAUUCCCGUCUGGUGGAAGUAG